GUGGAUUUGGGUUAGGGUUUCUUUAUAUUCAAUAUUGGUGGUUUUUGGUCUGUUUGGUUGGUUAGAAAAAUUGGUAGAUGGAAAGUUGUUUGCUUACAUGCAAUAAAGGGGUUAUUCAAUUAGGGCAAAAAACUCCACAAUUUAGGAGAAAUUUUGAGGAAAAGGAGAAAAUUUAGUGUUAUAAAGUUAAACCUGGGAUCCGUAUAAGCCAAAGUGUUAUAUUUGUAGCAGUUUUUCUCUCUACUGUCAGAUUCUUCUUCCUGGAUUUUGAAGGCAAUAGAACCAUUAGGAGAAAGUUUGUAAUUUCAUCAAUUAGGUAAAGUAUGUUUUUGCUUGUGUUUUGAGGUUACCGUUUCUAUGGUCCAUUUCUAUUAGUUACGAGAGACAGCAGCAGAGUAUUUGCUCAGCCCUACUCAACUUUAAUACCAAACAAAUUGAAACCUUUAGAUCCGGUCAUUAAGGUGAAUUAAUUUGGCACUCUUCAACCAUUAUAAACCCUCCUUGUACUACCAAGCAGAGUUAAAAUGCAUUAAGCAUAAUGAAAAGAAAAAGAUUUGCUUUGUGUAUUUGUCCAUGCAACGAAGCAUUUGGGUUACAGAACUUCAUUAAGUUUUCAACAGAUUUGGAAUGGAAACUAAUUUAUGUAGGUUCUGCUGAGGAUGAAACUUAUGACCAACUUUUGGAAAGUGUACUGGUUGGGCCUGUGAAUGUUGGAAACUAUCGUUUUGUUUUACAGGCAGACCCACCAGAUCCUUCAAAGAUUCGUGAAGAAGAUAUAAUUGGUGUGACGGUGCUUUUGUUAACCUGCUCUUAUCUAGGCCAAGAAUUCGUUAGGGUUGGCUACUAUGUCAACAAUGAUUAUGAAGAAGAGCAACUAAGAGAGGAACCUCCACCAAAAGUAUUGAUCGAUAAGGUUCAAAGAAACAUUUUGUCUGAUAAACCAAGGGUCACAAAGUUUCCCAUCAACUUUCAUCCUGAAAAUGCUGAAGCAGCUGAACAAACUCCACAUGAUCCACCUGCCGAAACUGAUGGGAAUGGAGAGCAUAUGCUUCCUUCCCCUGACCAUUCUCUGCAUAAAGAGGAAUCUUGAAUCUUAUGAUCGUUACCAACUGAUGGCCUCUCAAGUUUCCCAUUCAAAUUCAUAUAAUGAUAAUCACUAAAAGGGCAUUGCCUUUGCCAAAUAUUUUGUGGAAUGGCAUUUGGGCAACUACUUCUAAAUCUUUACAAAUGUUUUGAGCAAGUGAUGCUAGAUACUUUGGGUUAAAAGAGCUGAUAUUUUCUCUAAGCGACUGUAUCACUACCUUGACACCUGCCUCUUGAAUUGCUUACGUUUGUGAUCAUAUUUAAGUUUGUGAAGUUCUAAUUCAAUUUCAGUUCUACUAGUACUAUUUUCUUGCUUUACCACUGAUGUAUCGAAAAAGAGAGCCGUAGAUGGUUAAUGUAUACUUUCAAUUUUAGCGGAGGAAGUAGGUCUUAGUAUUUUGAGCUCAUUUUAGUGUUUCUUCCUCUCUAUUUUGGUUUGGUGUGAGAUGGGAGCUCAUUUGCAGGCUUUGCAGCUUAUUGGUAUGGGAAUUACUUGUAUAUAUAAACACGUUCUUUCGGAAUCUAAUGUAUCGGGUUUAUAAAUUAAGAGAAA
This is a messenger RNA of Jatropha curcas, 1636 nucleotides long. RefSeq names its product ASF1 like histone chaperone (gene SGA2). Gene Ontology annotation, cellular component: nucleus; chromatin. Gene Ontology annotation, molecular function: histone binding. NCBI's taxonomy places the organism in Eukaryota, Viridiplantae, Streptophyta, Magnoliopsida, Malpighiales, Euphorbiaceae. The record is from RefSeq and is a predicted model, not a curated record. Gene Ontology annotation, biological process: DNA replication-dependent chromatin assembly.